AUUCUUCAAAUAUUUCUCUUUAUUUAUGCACUCAUCUCUUACAAGUUUUUGAUACAAUAUGCCCACAAGUAAUUGUUUCAAUGCAACAAGCCAAUAUUGUCGAUCGAGAAAAUCAGCCACAAGAAAUUGAAGAUACAAGUAUAUUGUAUACUGGAUUAGUAUUGUUAUUACAAUGUUUUGGAAAAUUAAGUCAAGAUGGAGAUGAUAAAAUACGAGAAUGCCUAUUUAAAGGAGGAAUUAUCGCCUCAAGUAUUUCUGAUAAAACGUUUCCGCGUGUAACCAAAGCCGCAUCGUCACCUUCUUUGCAGCAAGGAAUCUCGGAAUUUGCAUAUAUUAAAAGAGAUAUUAUUAGAGUAAUUGGAAACAUGGCAUAUGAUAAUUGCUCUGUUCAAGACGAGGUUUUUAGCUUACUAUUGGUAAAAAAAAAUUGUAGUAUUUUUCAAAUUUCAGAUAUUCGUGAACAUGCUAUAUUUGCACUUCGUAAUUUGCUAAUUAACAAUUCUGAAAAUCAAAAGCUGGUUAAAGAGCUUGAACCAAUUGCACCAGUUCAAAAUGACGUUCUGAGUGAGAUCGGCAUUAGAACUGAGCUAGGAAAUGAUGGUAAAAUAAAGUUUACAACUGAUUCAAAUAAAACGUAA
This is a messenger RNA of Racocetra fulgida, 638 nucleotides long. NCBI's taxonomy places the organism in Eukaryota, Fungi, Glomeromycota, Glomeromycetes, Diversisporales, Gigasporaceae. The record is from the annotation of a GenBank genome assembly.